AUGAACCCGGAACAGAACGCCAUUAACCUCAAGUAUGAAAUCUCCUGUUUGGUAGUAAUGAACUGGAUGAAGGCUAUUCUCAUUAAGCUUGGCGGGUUUCUCGUCCAUGAUGAUCCACAAACACCGACCACUCUUGUCAUGCCACCACGCGCAGCUGCCCCCACAACACUCGUCCUACGAGUCAAAUCCCACAGGACGAGCGUAUUUGUGACUGUCCCCUCCACCGCGACUGUUGUGGCGCUCAAGGAGCUUGUGCAGAAGGCGCUAAAUGCCCAUCAAGAAGCGGAAUCGGAAAGGGGACUCCCGCUCCCAAUCGAAGACUCCGAUGAUUUUAUUCUCGCGCUCAGGCGGCCGGCAGGAGUAAACAAGCGGCCUGGUUUUAUAGACAUACCUGAAGACGAUACAUCGAUUUCACUCCUAGAGCUGGAUGUGAAGAACUGGGACGCUGUUUACAUCAGGUGGCGCGUAGAUGGGGUCUACAGACCCGUAGAGGUAACCUUACCGAGCCUACUGGAUCCAACGACUGAGGACGAUGAUGUCGCAGAGGAACAGGAAAGCGAGGCAGAAGCACCUACACGGUCCAAGGAUAAAGGCAAAGGAAAGGCAUGA
This is a messenger RNA of Rhizoctonia solani, 609 nucleotides long. RefSeq lists its product as uncharacterized. Lineage: Eukaryota; Fungi; Basidiomycota; Agaricomycetes; Cantharellales; Ceratobasidiaceae. The transcript is spliced from 4 exons. The record is from RefSeq and is a predicted model, not a curated record. The coding region runs from base 1 to 609 and encodes 202 amino acids.